UUUUUUUUGGAGCCCCCUCCCUUUGUUCUCAAAUAUAAAGCUCACCUCCGCCAUCCCCACAAGGCCAUAACUAACAUACACUCUUACUAAUUAUCAAAUUUUCUCAUCUCAGCUUCCCUCUAAUAUCACAAACUCAAGAACUUUCUCAGCCUUGAAUUGUGCUCUUGUGUUUUGUCCAUAUACAUUGGCAUUGACAAGUUGAUAAAAAACUUUUUUAAAAUUUAAAGUAUAAGCCAUUUGUGGUUGUGAAUCAAAAUAUACACAAAAAUGGGAGUUGGAGGCACUUUAGAAUACUUAUCUGAUCUAAUGGGAAGUGGCCACCACCAUCACAAGAUCAAGAAGAAAAAGCAAUUACAGACCGUAGAGUUGAAGGUGAGGAUGGAUUGCGAUGGUUGCGAACUUAAGGUCAAGAAAGCCCUCUCUUCAAUGAAUGGAGUAAAAUCAGUGGAGAUAAACAGGAAACAACAAAAAGUAACAGUAACGGGGUAUGUGGAGGCAAAUAAGGUGCUAAAGAAAGCAAAGUCAACAGGAAAGAAGGCAGAGAUAUGGCCUUAUGUGCCAUACAACAUGGUGGUUCAUCCAUACGCUGCUCCUUCUUAUGACAAGAAGGCUCCUCCUGGAUAUGUAAGGAGAUUGGAAACCACUGGAACUGUUAGAGCAUAUGAAGAGCCACACCUCACCACCAUGUUUAGUGAUGAAAACCCAAAUGCCUGCUCCAUUAUGUAGAUGAUAAGGAAAAUAAAAAAAAAUGGUUUUUUUAAGCACAGUGAUGUAGAUUUUCUAGUAGGUUAUUAUGUCAAAAUAAGAAUGUAGUAGUUUAAUUUAUUGUUUCCAUUUUGAAGUAUUUGUUAAUCUAUAAUGUUGUUGCCAGAACUCUUAUUUGAUGA
Medicago truncatula (barrel medic) is the source of this 887-nucleotide messenger RNA. Its product is annotated as heavy metal-associated isoprenylated plant protein 23. The transcript is spliced from 2 exons. The coding region runs from base 268 to 726 and encodes 152 amino acids. Lineage: Eukaryota; Viridiplantae; Streptophyta; Magnoliopsida; Fabales; Fabaceae. The record is from RefSeq and is a predicted model, not a curated record. Gene Ontology annotation, molecular function: metal ion binding.